AUGAGCUCGGAACAAAAUCUCAGUCUCCUGUUGCUGCCGUGUCCACCCCGGCCGCCGUCCCGCGCGUCGCUCAGCGCAGCCUAUCGGCCCUCAUUUCUUGCCGUUCUUUCAAAGAUCAGGAAUUCCACGCGAGCAUCUGUGCUGAUAGUUGCCGUUGCCUGUCCUGUUCUGCGCGGCGCGUCACCAAAGACGAAAUCGCUUUCAUGGGCUGCGGCACAGUCUCUCGUUGCCGGCAUCUACAGUCUCAUCGCGGUCGUAUGCGCCGAGCAAGGUAUUGCCACUGAUGUGGACGGAGGCCCCGGCUCAGUCGACUCACGGGUGGUUCUUGUCGAUCACGAUGCGAACAGAAGAGUCGCGCCUGAUUUCGUUGCAGCCAUCGAGCCGAACAAUACCACCGUCGUCGACCUCCCCACAUUCGCGUGUGCCUACCACCCUUGGAACUACAUCUUCCACGUCAACAGCGAGCAGGGCUACCGGACUCUUUCGACAUACUUGAAGUUUGCGGAGGGGAAGCAAACCAUUCUCCAGUCGCAGCUGGUUGUCGUCGAAGCAGGUCUGAGCAUGAACGUGGAAGGCACAGGAAACGACGACGUGGAAGCAUCCCCUUUGUAUCCUGUCGUCUGCCUAGGAGGCACGUUCGACCAUCUCCACCCAGGUCACAAGUUGCUCAUCAUGGCGGGAGUUCUCUUGCUAAGGGUACCGGAGAAGGACUCGGGUUCGAGCUGUCGUAUGGUGCUGGGCAUCACAGGGGACGAAAUGUUGAAGAACAAGAAAUACGGCGAGUUCGUGCAGUCCUGGGACGACAGGGCACGGUGCAUCCUCGACUUCAUGGGAUCUCUUCUCGAGCUGGACAAGAGCGGAUGGAAGAAGAAGUCGGGACCAGUUCCAACGGUGGUAACGAAGCCGGGCCAUGUGGAGGCCAAAUUCCGGAACGGCACUAUCACGGUCGAGUGCGUCGAGUUCCAGGACGUGUACGGCCCUACGAUCUCGAUGCCGGAAAUCGAAGCACUCGUGUAUUCGGGGGAGACCCGGUCAGGCGGAAAGGCAGUCAACGACGAGCGGGUCAGGCUCGGGAUGAAGCCACUGGAGACGUACGAGGUAGACGUCCUUGAUGCCCGGGAUCUCGGCGACGAAACUGCGACGAAAGAAGACUUUACGAACAAAAUCAGCAGUACGGCCAUUCGGCAACAGAAGGCAGAGGCCGCGGCGGCGACGGCUGCAGCAGCCAAGUCGAGUCUGUGA
This is a messenger RNA of Colletotrichum karsti, 1242 nucleotides long. RefSeq names its product cytidylyltransferase. The coding region runs from base 1 to 1242 and encodes 413 amino acids. Lineage: Eukaryota; Fungi; Ascomycota; Sordariomycetes; Glomerellales; Glomerellaceae. The transcript has a single exon. Gene Ontology annotation, biological process: coenzyme A biosynthetic process. Gene Ontology annotation, molecular function: dephospho-CoA kinase activity. The record is from RefSeq and is a predicted model, not a curated record.